UUUAUCAAAUGGUAUGUCUGGUGCUCCGGUAGGAGUAUAUGCAGCAGAAAUAAGUAUGCCCAAAAUACGUGGUCGGCUUAUAUUGGGCACAUCGAUUGCUGUAGCCUCUGGUAUUACAUUAAUUUAUUUAUUAGGAUUCUUCAUACGUCAUGACUGGCAAUUAAUUGCUUUGAUAUGUAGUGGUUAUCAAAUUGUUUCUUUACUCUGUGUUAUACCAAUGCCAGAAACUCCUAGUUGGUUGAUUUCUAAAGGACGUAUUGCAGAGGCAAAGGCAUCCAUGAAUUAUUUUAGAGGGUUGGAAAAGUCUGCUUUAAUUACAAAUACAGAAGUUGAAGUAGAAUUUAAUAUUUUAAAAAAUUCAAUACAAUUAGAUGUGGGAGGACAAAAUCCAUCAUUUUUCCGUUCAUUGAAAUUACCCGAGGUGUAUAAACCCUUACUAAUUCUAAUAACGUUUCUAGCUUUCCAACAGGCAACUGGUGUUUUAGUGAUAAUCGUUUAUGCAGUUCAAAUUUCAACAGAAGCUGGUGUCACAAUAGAUCCAGUUUUAUGUGCUGUACUUAUUGGAGUUACACGUGUAUUGAGUAUUUUACCAAUGGGAAUAAUUUUAGAAAAAUUAGGUCGAAGACGUUCUGGCAUAAUAUCAGCAAUAGGAAUGUGUUGCUGUAUGUUUCUUUUAGCUGCCCAAAGCUGGUGUGAGUGGUUAAACAAGGUGCCACUUCUGCCUGUCAUAACACUUGUAGGGUUUAUAAUGCUUAGCACACUCGGUUUAUAUACACUGCCAUUUUUUAUGAUCUCAGAACUAUUUCCACAACAAGUACGUGGUCCUGCUUCUGGAAUAACCGUAGCUGUGGGUUUAUUUUUGUCAUUUGUCUGUAUCAAAACUUAUCCAUUUAUGAAGGAAGCAAUUGGCAAUAAAUAUUGUUUUGUGGUUUAUGGUGUGAUGGCCUUUUUAGCUACAAUAUUUGUAUAUCUCUUUUUGCCAGAGACUCGAGGACGUACAUUGCUUGAAAUUGAAGAAGAUUUUCGCCGUAAAUGGUACGAAAAUCAUGUUUACCAGUGUCAAAAGAAAUACACGAAGUUUUUAUUAAAUAAGCAAACAAGCCAUUAUGCGUCAAAUACUUAAUAUGGUAACUCUAGAUUUCAAAAAUGGAAAUGAUUAUGAUUUCAUAGUUAU
Teleopsis dalmanni is the source of this 1174-nucleotide messenger RNA. Its product is annotated as facilitated trehalose transporter Tret1-like. Gene Ontology annotation, cellular component: membrane. The record is from RefSeq and is a predicted model, not a curated record. Gene Ontology annotation, biological process: transmembrane transport. The coding region runs from base 14 to 1123 and encodes 369 amino acids. Lineage: Eukaryota; Metazoa; Arthropoda; Insecta; Diptera; Diopsidae. The transcript is spliced from 2 exons. Gene Ontology annotation, molecular function: transmembrane transporter activity.